Emys orbicularis (European pond turtle) is the source of this 2901-nucleotide messenger RNA. It is a transcript of the gene ADAMTSL2, whose product is annotated as ADAMTS like 2. Bases 1 to 2901 code for a protein of 966 amino acids. The record is from RefSeq and is a predicted model, not a curated record. NCBI's taxonomy places the organism in Eukaryota, Metazoa, Chordata, Testudines, Emydidae. Gene Ontology annotation, biological process: extracellular matrix organization; proteolysis. Gene Ontology annotation, molecular function: metalloendopeptidase activity. The transcript is spliced from 18 exons. Gene Ontology annotation, cellular component: extracellular matrix.
AUGAAAAUAAUCAAAUGGCGCUGGAGCAGCAUCUUCAUCUGUGAAAGUUCUCACCUGAAGGGGACCCUGGCCAUUGUCCUCUUUGUAGGAAACAUUGCCUUUGUGAUAUCUCAGGAUAACGCGCAGACGUCAAACAGCCUCGAAGAAGGAGCAGAUGUCACGGCAUACUGGUGGGGGGAGUGGACCAAAUGGACAGCAUGCACAAGAACCUGUGGGGGAGGUGUCAAAUCCCAGGAAAGGCACUGCCUCCGGCAGAGAAGAAAGUCAGUGAGUGGGCUUGCUAACAAAACUUGCACUGGGACAUCCAAAAGAUACCAGCUCUGCAAAGUACAAGAGUGCCCUCCCACCGGAAGGAGCUUUCGAGAGGAACAGUGUUCAUCAUUUAACUCCCAUGUGUAUAACGGAAGAACGUAUCAAUGGAAACCUUUAUAUCCUGAUGACUAUGUUCACAUUUCUAGCAAGCCCUGUGACCUCCAUUGCACCACUGUGGAUGGUCAGAGACAGUUAAUGGUUCAGGCUCGGGAUGGAACAUCCUGCAAAUACACUGAUUUCCGAGGGGUUUGCGUGUCUGGAAAAUGUGAGCCAAUUGGAUGUGAUGGGAUUCUAUUUUCCACCCACAUGUUGGAUAAAUGUGGGGUUUGCCAAGGGGAUGGGAGUAGCUGCACUCAUGUAACUGGGAGUUACAGAAAAGGAAAUUCUCAUCUCGGCUAUUCUCUGGUAACGCACAUUCCUGCUGGAGCCAGAGAUAUCCAGAUAGUAGAACGGAAAAAAUCGGCAGAUGUUUUGGCUGUUGCAGAUGAAGCUGGGUACUAUUUUUUCAACGGGAAUUACAAAGUCGACAGCCCAAAGAACUUCAACAUUGCAGGCACGGUGUUCAAGUACAGGAGGCCUAUGGAUGUUUAUGAGACUGGCAUAGAAUAUAUCGUCGCCCAGGGGCCGACUAAUCAAGGCUUGAAUAUAAUGGUAUGGAACCAAAAUGGCAAGAACCCAUCCAUAACAUUUGAAUAUACUCUUCUAAGGAAGCCACAUUCAAAAAUUAUUCAGCCUAUCUACUACACCUUUUCUGAAUCCGAGAGUGAGGAGAGCAGAGAGUUUGAUGGAGAAGUGCCUUUGGGGUUUAGCCAGCGCAAUGCCAGCUACUUCGGGAAACUCUCCAGGGAAAGGAUAGAUCUGGCGAACCAGGUGUUUGGGAGGCAGGACACUGAGGAAGACCUGAACUUGAGCAAAGGUCAGGAAACGAAUGAAGUUUAUGAAAGAUCAGAAGCAAUUGACUGUGAACCAAAACUGAAGGGCAAACAACCCAAAGAUUCAAACGCAACCAGGUCUGCUUACCUGACAGACAGAGAUGACAGAGACUUUGACUCGCGAUUCACCUCCAAGGAGUUCCUGUCAGAAAAUGCAAUUACCGACAAGCUUCUGGACAAAACCUCGGACUCGAAAGAAUUAGUUCGGAACAUGACCAUGAAUAGCAUCUUUGCCCAAGGGGACCCAAUCAACUCUGUGGGGUCGCACAUAGACAGCCUUUACGUCGACUACGAAGACAAUGAAGGGGUGGUGACGUACAGCAUCAACGGCACCUACAUGGAGCUGAGCAGCGACAAAAUAAUCAACACUUCAUCAGAGACUCAGUUUUCGAACGCUACCAUUACCCUGACCAGCCCCCAAGGGAACAGAACCCACAAAGCAAGAAACAGAUUGAAGUUGUUAAGAAAGGGCCAAGGUGUGAGUGCUGCUGACAUGUACAGGUGGAAGCUUUCCUCCCACGAACCCUGCAGCUCUACAUGCACUACAGGAGUGAUGUCCACAUAUGCAAUGUGUGUUCGUUAUGAUGGGAUCGAAGUGGAUGAUACGUACUGUGAUGCCAUGACCCGUCCCGAGCCUGUCCAUGAGUUCUGUGCUGGAAGAGAAUGCCAGCCAAGGUGGGAGACGAGUAGCUGGAGCGAGUGUUCCCGCACCUGCGGGGAAGGAUACCAGUUUCGCAUCGUCCGAUGCUGGAAGAUGAUCUCUCCUGGUUUCGACAGCUCUGUCUAUAGCGAUCUGUGCGAAUCUGCUGAUAUUACCCGGCCGGACGAACGCAAAAUCUGCAAGAACCCAGCAUGUGGGCCUCAGUGGGAAAUGUCCGAAUGGUCAGAGUGUUCGGCCAGGUGCGGCGAGAGGAGCGUGGUGACCAGGGACAUCCGGUGCUCAGAAGAUGAGAAACUGUGUGAUGUGAACACCAAGCCGCCGGCUGAGAAGAACUGCACCGGGCCCCCCUGCGACCGGCAAUGGACUGUGUCUGACUGGGGACCGUGCAGUGGCAGCUGCGGGCAAGGGAGGAUGAUCAGGCACGUGUACUGUAAAACCAGCGAUGGCCGUGUGGUGCCAGAGUCCCAGUGCAACCUGGAGACCAAGCCGCUUGCUAUCCACCCCUGCGGGGACAAGAACUGCCCUUCCCAUUGGCUGGCACAGGACUGGGAACGGUGCAACACCACGUGCGGCCGGGGGGUGAAGAAGAGGAUAGUGCUGUGCCUGGAGAUUGUCAAUGGGAAAAUCAAAACACGGAACCCCAUCGACUGUGACGUCACCAAGAAACCCAUAGAAGAAACCACCUGCUUUGAACGGCCUUGUUUCAAGUGGUACACGACUCCCUGGUCUGAGUGCACCAAAACCUGCGGCGUUGGCGUGAGAAUGCGAGAUGUGAAGUGCUACCAGGGCACAGAUAUUGUUCGUGGCUGUGACCCGCUUGUGAAGCCUGUUGGUAAACAAACCUGUGACCUGCAGCCCUGCCCUACUGAGCCACCAGAUGACAGCUGUCAGGACCAAGCUGGAACGAACUGUGCUUUGGCAAUCAAAGUGAAUCUCUGCAGCCACUGGUAUUACAGCAAAGCCUGCUGCAGGUCCUGCAGGGCUCCCCACUCCUAG